Molecule: messenger RNA, 1620 nt
Organism: Aspergillus aculeatus ATCC 16872
Lineage: Eukaryota; Fungi; Ascomycota; Eurotiomycetes; Eurotiales; Aspergillaceae
Exons: 4
Coding region: 175-1464 (429 amino acids)
Biological process (GO): carbohydrate metabolic process; chitin catabolic process
Cellular component (GO): extracellular region
Molecular function (GO): chitinase activity; chitin binding
Source: RefSeq, a predicted model, not a curated record
CCAGGCUGUCAGUUAAUUACCCCUGCUGGCCCACUCGGCGACACAAAAAAGCAGGUGACGGUCACUUUGCGCGCGCUGUCCACCUGAUUCCGUCCAGGGCGCACACCCACCACCCAUCGACCACCACCGCCCAAAUACAACCCGACGAGACAGGACACGAACGAACUUACGAUCAUGCUCAAACGACUCGCACUGGCCCUGAUGGGCCUUCAGUGCGCGGCAGCCUUGCGGAUGGCAAUGUAUAUCGACCAAUACCAUACGGCCAACCUGCCAGGCAAGGACAAGACCCAGGGUAUCACACACGCGAUCAUGGCGUUCGCACCCUCGACCCUGUUCAACUCCGAUUCGCCCCCACAGUUCACCCCCUUUGAGUCCGUGUCGACGAUGCGCAACCGCUUCGGCCCCGACACCAAGGUCAUGAUUGCCAUCGGCGGAUGGGGUGAUACGUCUGGAUUCUCGCAGGGAUCCAAGGACGAGGCUUCUCGCACCCGCUAUGCGAAGAACGUUGCAACCAUGAUCAACAACUUGGGCCUGGACGGCGUUGAUAUCGACUGGGAAUACCCCGGCGGCAACGGCCAGGACUACCGCCAAACGCCCAACUCCGCAAAAGUGCCGGAGAUCGACAACUACCCGCUCUUCCUGAAGGCGAUCCGCGACGCGAUCGGGCCCAACAAGCUGCUGUCGAUCGCCGUGCCGGGCAAGCUGGAGGACUUCAUCGCGUUCACGCCGACCAACGGGCCCAAGAUCUGGCCGUCGGUCGACAUGGUCAACAUCAUGAGCUACGACCUGAUGAACCGCCGCAACAACGUGACCAUGCACCACACCUCGGUGGUGGACUCGCACACCACGCUGAAGGCGUACGCGGCCAUCGGCCUCGAAAGCAGCAAGAUGAACCUGGGGUUCGCCUUCUACGCCAAGUGGUUCACCACGGACCCCAACGCGGACUGCAAGACCAACCCCAUCGGCUGCAAGGCGGCCGUCAUGGAGAACGCCGACGGCUCGGACAACGGCAAGUCCGGCGCCUUGACCUUCGAGAAGAGCACCAUGAGCGCCGCCCCGGGUAAUCUGAAGACGUCCACCGAUGGCACGUGUGGGUUCGACAAGGGGACCAAGUGUCCUUCUGGCCAGUGCUGCAGUCAGUACGGGAACUGCGGUACAACCGACGACUUCUGCCAGGCGGGCUGCCUCUCCGACUACGGCACCUGCAAGGGCAUCUCGAUCACGGACUCGUGGCGCCGCGCCCUGAGCGAGGGCACCACCGACGCCACCAUGGGCGGCCAGUACUACUUCGACGACAGCAUCAACAUCUUCUGGAGCUGGGACACGGGCGACCUGAUCGGCCGCAAAUUCACGGAUAUCGUCGACGCCGAGCAGGUCGGCGGCAUCAUGGCCUGGAGUCUGGGCGAGGAUACCCUGGCGUGGGAGCAUCUGUCUGCCAUGCAGAAGGGGGCGAGCACGCGGUAACCUGCCACCAUUCUUGACCCCAAUUGUUUGUCUAGAUGUAUGUCUAUGUGUAAUGUAGUAUAAGAAGUACCCAUUUGCACGACGCAGAAUUUAUUUGGUUUAUGUGCAGAGCGGACACGCAAUGAUAAAGAAUGAGAGAGAUCAUUUACAGUGCAC